Molecule: messenger RNA, 452 nt
Organism: Strongylus vulgaris
Lineage: Eukaryota; Metazoa; Nematoda; Chromadorea; Rhabditida; Strongylidae
Source: the annotation of a GenBank genome assembly
UUGGCUGCAUCAGUUAACAUCAGUAGUACUCUUCAUAAACCUAAGGCAACUGUUUGUUUGAAGGGAAUACGGGGUGUUUCACUUAAGAACCUACUCGAUCCUCAGAAACGACUUGUUCGGCACAGGCUUUUCCGUGAGCAUUGUGUUUGCGUGUAUGGAAAUUACAUCAAGGACUUGUCAAUCCUUGGAAGGGACCUUUCACGAACUGUUAUUAUCGACAACGCACCACAAUCGUUUGCAUACCAGAUUGACAAUGGAAUACCAAUUGAAAGCUGGUUUCAUGAAAAAGAUGAUACGGAGCUCUUGAAGUUGCUACCAUUUUUGGAAAGUCUUCCCAAAGAGAAACGAGAUGUUCGCGAAAUUUUGCGAGAAAGGUAUCGUAUCAGGGAAAUGCUGCCACCUCCAUCAUGCCCAACUGUCCCACCCGCAGAACCAUUAUGCUCCGGAUGAUG